Messenger RNA from Rotaria sordida, 2598 nucleotides. NCBI's taxonomy places the organism in Eukaryota, Metazoa, Rotifera, Eurotatoria, Philodinida, Philodinidae. The record is from the annotation of a GenBank genome assembly.
AUGUUAUUGAUGAAUUUUGUUGCUAAAAAAUGUCAUUCUUUUGUAGAUGCAUCAAAUACCAAACCAGAGCUUGAGUCAGAAGUGUCAUAUACGGAGAAAUCCGAUGAAUUAAUUUCUGAUAUUGAUGUCAAUCUAUCAUCUAUCAAUGAAUUUCAAAUGAGUAAUUCAAAUAAUGACAAUAACUCAAACAUCGAAGACAAUUCAUGCUUAGUUUUUGAGCGUUCAAUUAUCGAUGAAAAACAAAGACAUUUUACUAUAAAAACAAGUCAAAUUAGUAUUUGUUCGGAAUCAAAACAUGUUCUAUGUGAAGUAAAGUCAACCAUUGGUUUUCAUUCUCAAGAAAUUUGUUAUCAAAAGCCACUAACACUUGGUUUACCUGCAGUAAUAUCAAAUUAUUUAACAAAUGAAUUAUGUGUAUCUGUUUGUGAAACAUUGGGAACACGUUUAGCUAUUAUUAAUAUGAAUAAAUGUUAUUGUGUCCGUAAUAGUGCUGAGCAAGUUACUAGUGACAACACCAAUUAUAUAAAUUAUAGAACUAAAAAUUGUGGCAAUCCUUGUUCAGGAAAUGAAAAUCAACGCUGUGGCAACACAGAUACAGUCGUUGUCCUGGAUGUGUAUAGAAAUCAAUAUUUAUUGCAACAACAAAAACCAUAUUCAGCAUUGAUAUCAGAUACUGAUUUCGUUUACGACAGUUGUGUAUAUUUCAAUUCUAAAAGUUCAUCAAGAAUAUAUCAAUUCAAUUUACUUCAUAAACACGAUGUUCACCCACAUUAUUGUCUAGAAUUGUGCGCUAAAUAUCAGCAACAAUAUGCUCUGCUUAAUUCAAAUAGAUGUUUAUGUACAAAUAUCCAAAUGAAAAAAGACCUAAACAAGGAAGCAUAUCGAUUUAUACUACAAGAUUUUCCUUGUAAUCAACACUGUUUAGGUAACUACUUUUAUUCAUGUGGUAGCAGUAGCAAUUCAACAAUCUAUUCAGUCUAUACUAGAAGCUCAGAAUGCCCAUAUGGUUUUCAGAUUAUUGGCGGUAAACGUCCAUGUGUUCAUCUAGGGAAAUUAGUAAGAAAUAAUUCUUACACAACGGCACAAUCUUAUUGUAAAUCUAUGGGUGGAGUACUGGCAAAAAUAAAUGAUAUUGUAGAAAUUCAAGAUCUCCUACCUCAAUAUAUGUUAGGAAAAGGUUAUUUUGAUAAAUAUCCAUUUUCCAACUCUCAAAAAAUAGAUGACAUGGUUACACAUUUUUGGAUUGAUCGAGUAUCACAUAUGUUAAGCGACAGUAAGAUAUCCGAUCGUUUGAUUAGCAAAUGUUUUAACACAUCAAAAUCAAUUGAUCGAAAUUGUAUCGCUCUCGAUUAUGAACGAGUUCUAAUUGACGGUGUGACUGCUGUUAUAGAAUGUUUUUCUGAAUCAGAUCAGUGUUCGUUGACAUCUACAAUACCUGUCUGUGUUGACAAAAAUCUAGAAUCUCAUUUGAGCAUAAUGCCUUCAAUGGAAAAUGGUGAUUUAUCGAACAUAAAAGUUAAUAUAUCCACAGAUUAUUUAUGUGGCAAUGAUACAGAUUAUCAUUUAAUCGGAGAUUAUUGUUAUAAAGUAUUAUUACACGAAACAACUUGGCAUGAAGCAAAAGCUGAAUGUGAACGUGAGAAAGCUAAGCUAUUUUUACCUGAGAAAGGUGAAAUAAGCUAUUUAGUAGAGCAAUUAUUUUUGCAUCGACGUAGUUACACAUCAUCUGAUAUUGCACAUAUUGAUGUAUUUUAUGACAAUCAAAAUCUUACUACUACGCAAUGUCAAACUAGUAGUACAAGUAGUUUUAAACCAGUGUUCAAUCUCGAUGCAGUUGAUCGUUCGUGCAAAAUUUCAUUGUUUGGGGAUUAUUCCAUUUUAUUUCCAUUUCCAUGUAAAAUAAGGGAAGUUAUAGACAGAUCGAAGACUCAUAAAAUUGCUUGUGGAUAUAUUGAUUUUCAAUGGUGCGAUUUACGGCGGCUUUCAUGUAAUCAAGAAUCCUGCAAUCGAUCAGCAACUGUAAUAUGUCAAAAAUCACCGACUAUAAUAACUCAUGUUAUUACAGCAAAAAGGUUAGUGAUAAUUAAUAUUGAUAUUUUCCCUUUCGGAUUAUACUAUCUGUAAAAGCACGUUGAAAAACAUGUAAAUAAAAAAAAACAAUUAUUAUGUAUUUCAAUGAUUAUACUGAAUAACAUUUUACAGCUUUCGCAAGAAAGUUAAUUUGUCAGCAAAUAUUAUCUAAUAUAAUUAUAAUGCACUUCGAAGAUUAGUAAUGGUCAGAAUGGAAUAUAGUUCAGGAAAAUAAAAGUGCACUUAUUUCUAAACGAUGACUAUAAAAUUUUCUACACAUGUCUCGAAGCAUUAGAUUGAGUAAAAUCAAUAGCCUAGCUGUCAAUGUCUCUAUGUCUCUGUAUUCUAAUUCUAUCGCUGAUGAUUAGUAUAAUAGUAGCAGGAUACAAAUAUAAAAAGUAAUGCUGCUCUUGUAGAAUAAUAAAUUGCAUGAUUGAGAAAUUUUUCGAGUUCGUUUGCUACAUAAGAAUAUGUAUUGUGUGCAGGGUACGUAAAAAUGUUUUUCCAAGGGGGGGGGGGGGGGGGGGG